Molecule: messenger RNA, 537 nt
Organism: Cottoperca gobio
Lineage: Eukaryota; Metazoa; Chordata; Actinopteri; Perciformes; Bovichtidae
Product: gamma-crystallin M1-like
Exons: 3
Coding region: 1-537 (178 amino acids)
Biological process (GO): visual perception; lens development in camera-type eye
Molecular function (GO): structural constituent of eye lens
Source: RefSeq, a predicted model, not a curated record
AUGGGCAAGAUCACUUUCUACGAGGAGAAGAACUUCCAGGGCCGCACCUAUGAGUGCAUGAGCGACUGCUCUGACAUGUCCUCCUACCUGAGCAGGUGCCAGUCCUGCAGGGUGGAGAGCGGCUGCUUCAUGGUGUACGAGCGUCCCAACUACAUGGGUCAGCAGUUCUUCAUGAGGAGGGGCGAGUACCAGGACAUGCAGCGCAUGAUGAGCAUGGGAAUGAUGUUCGACUCCAUCAGAUCCUGCAGAAUGAUCCCCUAUCACAGAGGCCAGUUCAGGAUGAGGAUCUAUGAGAAGGAGAACUUCGGUGGUCAGAUGAACGAGCUGAUGGACGACUGCGACAACAUCCAGGGCCGUUACCGCAUGAACGACUGCCAGUCCUGCAACGUGAUGGACGGACACUGGCUGAUGUACGAGCAGCCCCAGUUCAGAGGCAAGCAGAUGUACAUGAGGCCCGGAGAGUACAGGAGCUUCAGGGACAUGGGCAUGAGCGGCCAGAGGUUCAUGAGCAUGAGGCGCAUCACCGAUAUGUGCUAG